This is a messenger RNA of Lipotes vexillifer (Yangtze River dolphin), 993 nucleotides long. RefSeq names its product poly(A) binding protein cytoplasmic 1 like (gene PABPC1L). The transcript is spliced from 8 exons. NCBI's taxonomy places the organism in Eukaryota, Metazoa, Chordata, Mammalia, Artiodactyla, Lipotidae. Gene Ontology annotation, molecular function: RNA binding. The coding region runs from base 1 to 993 and encodes 330 amino acids. The record is from RefSeq and is a predicted model, not a curated record.
AUGAACUCCAGCGGCCCGGGUUACCCGCUCGCCUCGCUCUACGCGGGCGACCUGCACCCCGACGUGACUGAGGCCAUGCUCUACGAGAAGUUCUCGCCCGCUGGCCCCAUCCUGUCCAUCCGCGUGUGCCGCGACGUGGCCACCCGCCGCUCGCUGGGCUACGCCUACAUCAACUUCCAGCAGCCGGCCGACGCGGAGCGGGCACUGGACACAAUGAACUUUGAGGUGAUCAAAGGCCAGCCCAUCCGCAUCAUGUGGUCCCAACGAGACCCAGGACUUCGCAAGUCGGGUGUCGGCAACAUCUUCAUCAAGAACCUGGAAGACUCCAUUGACAACAAGGCCUUGUACGACACCUUCUCCACCUUUGGGAACAUCCUCUCUUGCAAGGUGGUGUGUGAUGAUCAUGGCUCCCGAGGCUUUGGCUUUGUGCAUUUUGAGACCCACGAGGCUGCACAGAACGCCAUCAGCACAAUGAACGGGAUGCUGCUGAAUGACCGCAAAGUCUUCGUUGGCCACUUCAAGCCCCGACGGGAGCGGGAUGCAGAGCUGGGAGCUCGGGCCAUGGAGUUCACCAAUAUCUACGUGAAGAACCUCCACGUGGACGUGGAUGAGCAGUGCCUGCAGGACCUCUUCUCCCAGUUUGGGAAGAUACUGAGUGUCAAGGUGAUGAGGGAUGAUGGCGGCCACUCCCGCGGCUUUGGCUUUGUCAACUUUGAGACGCAUGAGGAAGCCCAGAAGGCUGUGAUGGACAUGAACGGGAGGGAGGUGAGUGGACGGCUGCUCUACGUAGGCCGGGCCCAGAAGCGGGUGGAGCGGCAGAAUGAGCUGAAGCGCAGGUUCGAGCAGAUGAAGCAGGACCGGCUGACCCGUUACCAGGGCGUGAACCUGUAUGUGAAGAACCUGGAUGACUCCAUCGAUGAUGAGAAACUGAGGAAAGAGUUCUCUCCCUAUGGAGUCAUCACCAGUGCCAAGAAGAGGCGACAAAGGCCGUGA